Messenger RNA from Babesia ovata, 291 nucleotides. RefSeq names its product shikimate 5-dehydrogenase I alpha, putative. The transcript has a single exon. Bases 1 to 291 code for a protein of 96 amino acids. The record is from RefSeq and is a predicted model, not a curated record. Lineage: Eukaryota; Apicomplexa; Aconoidasida; Piroplasmida; Babesiidae.
AUGAAGCGAAUUCCCGAAAUUGUGGAAGAAAGAGACAAGCUCCCCGGUGGUGCGCGGCGUCCGCCUGGUGAGGCAGCUGAGGUAAGAGGACAAUGUCAGCAGGGGAUCCUCGCCGCCGCAGCUGGGAGAGAGGAUAGUGAGAAGGACGUUGCCAGUUUCCAAUUUGUCAGGCAAAUCAUCUGCCCUGAAUCCCAUCCUGACACGGCUCUUGAGGCAGACGUUGCACGGGUCGAAGGGGUAUGUCGUGAACUUGGAGUCAUGGGCGUCGGUCAGAAAGGCCUGAAGGGGUGA